AUGAGACAUAGGAGCACAUACGCGCACCUACUUCAUAAAAAGAUGGUGGACACCCCACUGGCUCAAGUUGGCAAGAAUUUGACUGAAGCCAUGAGGAUCUUGGGAGAUGGACAACAGGUGCUGGAGGAAAGAACCGAGGGCUCGCUCUUCAGUAGGACCAGCAUACCUGGCCCAUUGCAGGCAGACGGUCAGGAUGUUGCCACCAUACUACGCCUUGUUCACAGCCUAAUUCAUGAAGAAGAAGAAGAGGGAGAUAAAAAUCCAAAGCCACACAGGAUGCAGAAUGUUGGUGAACAGGGUCACAUGGCACUACUGGGUCAUAGUCUGGCAGCAUACAUCUCUGUGCUGAAAAGAGAGCGACUGCGGAAGCUAACCACUCGAAUCAUGUCUGAUACUACAUUGUGGCUUUGCAGACUGUUCAGAUAUGAGAAUGGUUCCGCAUACUUCCAUGAAGAUGACAGAGAAGGUGUGGUCAAAGUAUUUCGACUGGUCAUCAAUGCCAACUAUGACGAUUAUGCUUCUGAGGGCUAUGCUGUCCUCACCUCAAAGCAGCCAGUUAUCUACCAGAGUGCAUCAGGCAGACCUGAGCUGGGACCGCAUCUGUGCAACCAGCUUGGCCUGCCUCUCUCCAGUUUGUGCACAGUCCCAUGCAACACCCUCUUUGGAUCACAGCAUCAAAUGGAUAUUGCGCUGUUGGAGAAUCUAGUUAAAGAAGACAUAGAAAGCGGAAAGCUUCCUUUAUUGUUAAUCGCUAAUGCAGGUACUCCUGGGGCGGGUCAUACUGAUAAGUUGGGGCGCCUUAGGGACUUGUGUGAUCAGUACAAAAUGUGGCUUCAUGUGGAGGGAGUAAACCUGGCGACACUGGUGCUGGGUGAGGCCACAUCUGCAGUUAUGGCAGCAACCAGAAGUGACAGUAUGACGCUCACGCCAGGUUCUUGGUUGGGACUGCCUGCUGUAACUGCUGUCACUCUCUAUAGACACGAAGACCCAGCACUGUCUCUGGCUGCUGGUCUGACGUCAAGUCAGCCUGUAGAGAAGCUGCGAGCAUUACCCCUUUGGUUGUCUUUGCAGCACCUUGGCAACAGUGGCAUCAUCCAAAAAAUAAGACAUGCCACCCUGCUGAGUCAACAAUUGCUACAGCAGCUCAAAACCAUGAGCUCCAUCAAAACAUCGGUGGAAGAUGAAAUCAACUCUCCUGUGGUGCUGCUCAAAUUUUCUCACAAAAUGAAUGAAGUAUCCAGCAGUGGAUCAGUGGACGCUUACUGUGCUGGGGAGAAGGAUUUACUUGAUGUCUUCAAUAGAUGGCUUGGCGAUCAGCUCGCUCAGAUGGUUCCUGCCAGCGGUGUUGAUGUUGUGGAGCUUGAAGACGAAGGCACCUGGGUCCGUUUCAAUCCGCUCCUGACAGCUUCAGAUUUGGAGACUCAAUCUGAAGAUGUUGACAACUUGGUUAAGAAAUUGUUAGAGUUGAUGCCUUUGAUGACCUCCACAAUGUCCUUCAGACAAGACUUUAAAGAGGAGCUUCGCAAGCACUCACCCUACCUCAGAUACAUAGAAGAACUCAGCUGGCCAGGCCUAGGAGCUGUCCGAUUCGAGCCUCAAGUGGAGGGAAUUGAUGAUAGCAGGAGAGAAAAGGAAAUUAAGAAAAUAAACACUGAACUGCUGAAGAAACUACAAGAGCUAGACACUGACAUUAUCUUCACUGGUCUGGAGUUUGGCAGCGAGAAGGACUGCAUCUUUAUAAGCAUGGUAGCUGAUGACGUUGAUGUUUCAGAGCUAGUCGAAACGAUAGCAGCGCUGGGGCGCGACAUUGAGGAGAAUGGAAGGCUACUGGAGAACAUGACAGAAGUGGUGAGAAAAGGCAUUCGAGAGGCAGAGCUGGAACUACUUAAAGCCAAUGAUGAGCGACUCAUGGAGGAGGGCAUGCUGAGACAACUACCUUUGGUUGGCUCUGUUUUAAACUGGUUUUCUCCUGUUGAAACCUCAAUUAAAGGGAGGACAUUCAACCUGGCAGCAGGGUCCUUGGACUCAACAGAGGUGACAUACUCCACCAAAGCCCAGGCAGGCAGACCGGCCUUGAAAGACUCUCCCAUCUUGUCAUCCGAGAGACUGCAAGGCCAGAAGUUGUUUCGGCGCUCGGGUGCAGCAUCUGAGUCCUUCAGUGAAUACAGCUCAAUUGGACAGUCUGAGGAGUCAAUCGGCAUUCACCCAUCCAUCACCAUAAAUGUAACAGAGGAGGACUCUGUAUGUCAACUCAAUCCAAAAGAAAAACAGGAUUCUGGUCUGGAAAAUCAGUAUGAGCAGGUGAAAGAUGAAGCAUUCUUGGAAGAGCGGAAGCUUGAAGGCCAAGAGGACCAGACAGCCCCAUAA
Molecule: messenger RNA, 2367 nt
Organism: Nerophis lumbriciformis (worm pipefish)
Lineage: Eukaryota; Metazoa; Chordata; Actinopteri; Syngnathiformes; Syngnathidae
Source: RefSeq, a predicted model, not a curated record